AUGCCGACCUGCGAACGUUGUACCUCGAGCGUGAAUGCGAAAUCACCAGGUUUGCAAUGUAUAGGGCGUUGCCAAAAGUUCUACCAUGGAAAAUGUGUUGGUUUAUCCAAACAAGAUGUAAGCAAUUUUCUUGUACCUGGAGCUUAUUGGGCCUGCCCGGAUUGCAGAGACAAAACUAAUGAAAGAUCUUCUGUGAUCACCAUGGAAGGUAACGAAAAAGAUGAAGCAGAUUCUGUACCGCUAUCAGUUACACUGAUCCUGAAGGAUAUCCAACUAAACUUGAAAUCAUUAAAUAACAAAUAUGAAGAUGUCAUGGAGUCUGUGAACUUUUGUAGUAACCAAAUUAGUACUUUUGAAAAAGCAAUGAAUCAACUGAAUGAAAAAAUUGCAACAAUCGAGAAAAUCAAUCGAGAGAAUGUUAAUCUCAAAUCCGAAUUAACACGGUUAACCACAAAGGUGGACAUACUAGAACAACAAACACGUUCAAACAAUAUAGAAAUACAAGGAGUGCCACAGAAAUCCAAUGAAAACUUGGUGAAUAUUUUGGCAAAAAUUGGGGAGCACAUUCAGUGUCCUAUCCUUCCGCAAGAUGUGGACACUGUUCAUCGUGUUGCUCAACAUCCGUCAAGUGAUCAGCAACAGCCGAAAUCUAUAGUUGUCAAAUUUCUAUCCAAACUGAAAAGAGACUCAAUACUUGCAGCUACAAAGAAUAUAAGACGUGCCAAAAAUGAUACAAAUUCCCCCGGAAUAGUCAUUGAAAAUAUUUCAAACAAGCUAUUCAUCAACGAACAUCUCACGAAUAAAUUGAAGUUAUUGCUGAAAAAUACAAAGCAAGCUGCCAAGUCAAACAAUUAUAAAUUCGUGUGGAAGAAGCCGAAGGAAAAUUCUGAAGAUAAACCAUUCACUAAAUACAGUGCAGCCAAAAUGAUUCUUCUACAAGGAGAAGUGAGAUUGGUUCCUGAAGAUCAAGUAUUCAUCAUUUCCAAGGAGAAGCAGACAUAUUUAGUGACCCUCCUUCCCAAAGAAAAUUGUUCCUGCAAAGCAAAGAAGAAAUGUCAUCAUAUGGAAGCUGCAUAUUUGGCCAUUGGAAAUAUUAGAGAAGAGCAGAGGAAUGUUAAACUUUCAAAAAUUGUCAAGAGAAAAAGGGAAUAUAGGGCAGGAAGAAAGCAUGGGCCAGGCAACAUGACUGUUGUUGAAGCUGCAAAUGAUUCUCUUAUGAAGUCGAGAUCAGAUGACAUCAAAAAUUCAACAACACUCUUCAUACCAACAGUCUCUGCAGAUGUUCAAGGGUUGAAACAAGACGUUACGUACCUAAAAAAUGAAUAUGCAACUAUUCGUACCGAAAUCGAGACGCUGCAACAACAAGGUCGUAAUAACAACCUGGAAAUCUGCGGAGUGCCUGAAAUGCCGAAUGAAAACACGUUAAGACUGAUAACUAGCAUUUUUUCCAAGAUGGGUGUUAACUUUUCCGAUGGUGAUAUAGAGGAAUGUCAUCGAGUGAAGUCAUUUCCCAACCCCAACAAUGAAAAUAAAAAUCAAAUUAAAAGUUUGCAGUUUGGAGCAUUUUUUGAUAAAAAACCUAAUAUAGCCGGUUUUAUUUUAUUUCUACCCAAACCUCCCACAACGCAACCCAAAGCUCCCCAUAGUGGAGAGCUCUGGGCCAAAAUACAAAAUAAGGACACCAGAAAUGUGAAGAUAGGAUCCUCAAAGUACUUACCAAGAGUGGCUUUGAAGCUGUUCACGAGAAUCGAGUCGGAACACAGCAACAGGGGGUUGUGCGUUCACCACCAUCCACCGUCGAAGCAAACCGCAAACAGGGUGAAGCAGAUACUCGCAGGAACGUUCCACAGAGGCCACACAUACGAGUUGCAUGAGGAAGCUAUAGUCAACUAUAUCUAA
Messenger RNA from Phaedon cochleariae (mustard beetle), 1899 nucleotides. NCBI's taxonomy places the organism in Eukaryota, Metazoa, Arthropoda, Insecta, Coleoptera, Chrysomelidae. The record is from the annotation of a GenBank genome assembly.